Hirundo rustica (Barn swallow) is the source of this 3419-nucleotide messenger RNA. RefSeq names its product 5-hydroxytryptamine receptor 1D (gene HTR1D). The record is from RefSeq and is a predicted model, not a curated record. NCBI's taxonomy places the organism in Eukaryota, Metazoa, Chordata, Aves, Passeriformes, Hirundinidae. The transcript is spliced from 3 exons. The coding region runs from base 1632 to 2768 and encodes 378 amino acids. Gene Ontology annotation, biological process: vasoconstriction; G protein-coupled receptor signaling pathway, coupled to cyclic nucleotide second messenger; regulation of locomotion. Gene Ontology annotation, cellular component: dendrite; plasma membrane. Gene Ontology annotation, molecular function: G protein-coupled serotonin receptor activity; neurotransmitter receptor activity.
GAGGAGCGGAGCAGCGGAGCAGCGGAGCAGCAGCGGGACGCGCAGCACGGGCGCGAUGAGCCCGGCCGGGGCCGCCGGUGUUUAGGGCGGACGCUGCCGGAGCCGGGCUGGGCUCCAUACCUGCUCUGUGGUGUAUGCUCGAGACAAUUGUCCCAAAGAUGCAAGAACUUAUUCAAAACCUGCUCUCUCUUUUAAGUUCUGCUCUGGAAUGGGCCUUCAGAGGGGCUCCCCUUGGCCAAGGUGCCACCUCCUGUCCUGCCUUCUGGCCAGCUGCUGUUGGCUCUCACCGGGAGCAGCUUCACUGCUGAGCAUGACAGAACGGAUCUGGUCUACUGAGUGGAGUCUGCACUUAAAUGAAAAGUGAGAAUCAGUUACAAAAUGAAUUUUCAGUAGUUUGCUGAGCUUUGGUUCUGUUCUCAGCCAUCCCUUUGCAAUUCUCCAGCUUCAAGAGAAGAAAGUGAACUCCCUAAUUCCUCUAACCUCAGAGUGAACUUAAAGCAAAAGCGUAUUCAGAUCCCCAGCCGAGUGACUCCCAGUUCUGCGUUGGAUGGAAUGAACCGGUCCCAGCGACGACUGAGCGAGGAGCUUCUCCUCGAUGCCUGGGAGAAGGCUGGCCUGGUGAUCACCUCCUUGGGGGAAUUCCGUGUUCCUCCUCCUAGCCCUCACAGCACUCUUCAAAGCCGUUCACCACCCACAUUCCUGAUCCCUUUCAAGAAGGGUUGGGCUGGCACAGUAUGAGUGACAUCUUGGUUCUGAUGGGUGGAAGUGAGUGAAAAGCCUGAUGGAAAUCUGUCUUGGGAUGCUUCCUUCAGGUUUGUGAAGCCUUGAGGAAAUCCAGUCACGGUGAAAACAAGGAAAAGUGUGGAGAGCCUGUAGACUGCAUACUGUGCUGUAAUGAGCACCAGUGCACUGGGGUCUGGUACCCAACCCCUGACUUCAGCAUUUGAAGAGUAAUUGUGGAAGGGGAAACCCGAAUAGUCUGGAGAAAUAAAUGAAAAUAGAGACCUGUACUUGAAGAAGGCUUGAUUUGCAAAUCUGGCAGAAAUUACGUUUACAGAAGGAAUCCAGAAGUAUUGUUUUAUAUGUUAGGUACUCAAUUAAUAAAGUAAAUACCUUGUAAAUACCAAAAACAUGACACCCAGCUACUAGAGAGAAAAGGAAAAAUACUCUUGAGGGUAGCUUUGUCUCAAGAAAAGGGGCAUCAGCUGCAUCCAUCUCUUACCCUUCAGUGUUGAUUUAUGCAACUUUGCAGAAGAUUAGGUCAGAAAGGAGGUGUGAAAAAAAGAUCAUAAAGAAUUAUUUUGUCUUCUUCAAGAUGAAAACCACCUGAAUUCCCGUAAUUUAUAGUACUGUUUCCAUUGCCGUACAGCAGACUCGUGUCUGGAUGACAUUCUGCUAAACAAUGAUGUGAUUGAUGUGAUGUGAUGUGAUGUGAUGUGAGGUGAUGUGAUGUGAUGGAAAAUCCUGCACAGGAGAGCACCUCAUCUACUGCAUCAGCUGAAGUUUUCAACAAGUUAAUAAUUCUUCAGGGUCGGACCAAAGUAUGAAAAAUUCUAUUUUACCAAAAAAAGUGAUCAUCUUUCUCCAUCGUCCCAGAAAGGUUACACGGGAAGGUGAAAUCAGAGCAGAGGAUGACUCAGUACAACCAUUCAGCACAGUUCUCUCUCCAGAGCUCAGCAAAUAAAUCAUUAAACGUCACUGAAACCCUGCUGUCUUGGGAUGAAAGGACACUCUUAGGGCUGAAGAUUUCGCUGUCAAUCCUCCUGUCCGUUAUAACUCUGGCGACCAUCCUCGCCAACGUUUUUGUCGUUGUGACGAUUUUGCUGACUAGAAAGCUCCACACACCCGCAAAUUACCUCAUCGGCUCCUUGGCCGUGACCGAUCUCCUGGUGUCUGUGCUGGUGAUGCCCGUCAGCGUCGCCUACACCGUCACUCACACGUGGGCCUUCGGCCAGCUGCUGUGCGACAUCUGGCUGUCGUCGGACAUCACGUGCUGCACAGCCUCCAUCCUGCACCUCUGCCUCAUCGCGCUGGACAGGUACUGGGCUAUCACGGACGCCCUGCAGUACCCCAAACGCCGCACGGCCGGCCGGGCAGCCCUCAUGAUUGCCGUGGUGUGGAUGAUAUCCAUCAGCAUCUCCGUGCCGCCCUUCUUCUGGAGGCAGGUGAAAGCGCACGAAGAAAUCGCGAAGUGCGCUGUAAACACGGAUCAGAUUUCCUACACCAUUUAUUCCACCUGUGGAGCUUUCUACAUCCCGACCGUGCUCCUCCUGAUACUGUACGGUAGAAUUUAUGUGGCAGCUCGGUCCAGGAUUCUGAAGCCACCCUCGUUAUGUGGGAAACGUUUCACCACUGCACACCUGAUCACUGGUUCUGCGGGGUCUUCCCUCUGCUCCAUUAAUGCCAGCCUCCAUGAAGGGCAUUCCCAUGCAGGUGGAUCCCCAAUAUUUAUCGGUCACGUUAAAAUAAAACUGGCAGAUAGUGUGCUGGAAAAGAAAAGAAUUUCUGCUGCGAGAGAAAGGAAAGCUACCAAAACUUUAGGCAUUAUUCUGGGAGCUUUCAUUUUCUGCUGGCUGCCUUUUUUUGUCACGUCCCUAGUCCUACCGAUCUGCCAAGACGCCUGUUGGUUUCAUCCCAUCCUACAGGACUUUUUUACCUGGUUGGGUUACCUAAACUCAUUAAUCAAUCCAGUCAUUUAUACAGCUUUUAAUGAAGAAUUUAAGCAGGCUUUCCAAAAACUAACACUUUUCAAAAAGCGUUCCUCUUGAGACUCUCCUCUUGUGUAACUGACCCUUGUGCAACCUCGCAGCCUACCUGAAACUUUCCAUGCUUUUAUUCCUAAGGAACCGAGUGAUAACUGCCACCUCUGCUCUACCCUGUUCUGUGCAUGUAACUGGGAUUUUCCUGCCAAUUUGAUACUUUCUGUCUGGGAUUGCGCAUAACAGAACUUGUCCGUGGUCUCUGCAGUGAUCAUGUCUGUAUAUAAGACCAACGACACAUGAAAUAAGCUUUGCAACCAGGCGAGGGGUGUGAACCAGGGAGUUUGUCUUGUGGGAUGAGGUGACACAUUAUCCAGUUCUACCACGCCUUCUAACCUGAUGGGAGGAAAUUGUUUGUAUUUCUGCUGUAUAUUAUUAACCAUUUAUGGCAGCUGGGAAGGUUUCUGGAGAGCAGGAUCUGAUACUUACGUUUUCUAUGGCGUGUAUCUCAUCCAUGUGAAGCUGAUAAAACCUGUAACUUUUUCAGAAGAUGUGUGACACAGCCUGACUACAAUCAGCAGCAGGGCAGAGCAGCAUAGCAUGGAUGUAAGUUAUGUGGAUAUUUCACAAAUGAUGCAUUUGAAGCUAUGCUUUUGGUGAACUUAGAAAGGAGACAGUGCAGAAAGGCUACAAAAAUAAAUAGCAUGAAAAAUAUUGAUC